This is a messenger RNA of Marchantia polymorpha subsp. ruderalis, 4641 nucleotides long. The record is from the annotation of a GenBank genome assembly. Lineage: Eukaryota; Viridiplantae; Streptophyta; Marchantiopsida; Marchantiales; Marchantiaceae.
UUCUGAGCGAGGCAGACCGAGCAGGCAGGCAGACACUGCCAGGCCAGAGUGGAGACGAAGAGAGGAAAAGAGGGAGAAGACGAGAGGAAGGGAGAGGAGUGAGCGAACGAAAGUCCCCAGCGAACCGAAAGUCGGCUGGAGUGCUGUUGCAGCUGCUGUACUUGAGCCGGAUGAUGAGUCCAGUGGUCUGUCGUUGAAGUUUUCAGGGAAGCGGAAGAGCUUUCUCUCGAGGAGGAAAAGCGGAACUGGUUGGAUUGCAGUGGAGGAGAGCGAAGGCUAGGACGGGGAGUGGAAAGGCAUUGCAGUUCGGGAAGCAUACUAGCGAGCAGCUGGAUUUAAUGAACGCCAAGCAUACGGGGACCUUAGGAAGCGCUAUGCUUGGCUCCGAUGGGGAUUUCCAGAUUUAGUCCUCUACACAUCUAUUUCUGAAUGCUCUGUCUUCCCUUCCGACCUGGCUAUUUGAGUCAGCCAUUGCGUCGCCCCCUGCAAGGAAUUUCUAGGGAUGGAGGAAUGUUGAUAGCCACUGAACUCUGUACGAGAGAAGUAGAAAAUGAAUGUUGUGAACCGACUGUUUUCUAGGAGCGACGUCUCUUAUUUUCUUUAACAUGAUCUUCAUCAGAAGAUAGCUAAGAUAGGAAGAGUCUCUUUAACGGUGGUAGGUACCCUGAGGAGGAAGCUCAGAGGUUUAUCCUGGAUUCUGCUUAUGGUCCCUACUGGUUGUUUUCACCAGGAGAUGUGUAAUUACUACGAUGGGAGGAGAAGUUGUCAAGCUUGAUCCGUCUUUUCCGGUGCCGCCAGAAGCCUUGAACGUCGUUCCUGUUUUCGCAGACGAAAGCAGGCGUUGUGAGCUGAAAUUUUUGCUUUUUUGAACCUCAUUCCCUUACAUUCUCCUUAGCGAUUGAUAUGCAGGAGCUUCUUCUGAAGCAAGAAGUCUGGUCCCGUUGUUGUUGUCGGUCUUGAAGCCCCACCGAACCAACCACUGCAAUUAUCUAGGCACUGAUUCCCUGUGGUGGAACUGAGUGUGGGCACUAUCGUCGCCUUUUGUGCUUCGGAGAGCCGUGCUUGUCGAGGACAGUACCCUAAAGACUGCAACUUUGCUUUAUGUAGCAAAGGCUCACCAAUAUGAAUCAUGGGCAUGGGAAUGGUCCCAUCAAAGUACAGAACAUGCAGGGCCAAAACAGAAAAUUUGUUAGGUUUGACUUUAUCUCUCCGCCUAGGUGCUUGCCCUUUCUCCACACCCAUUCUUUAUAAUUGUGCUGUGCUGAAUGUCAUAGUGUAGUGUAGUUUGUGCAUCGUGUCGUGUUUGAGCUUUUGCAUUAGCCUCAUUGUAUGUUGCAGUUCUUGAGUAUACAGUCUGCGUUAAAGCAAAAGUAUCUCCACAGCAGACUGAAGACGACCGUCCUGUUUCCUUGAAGCCAUCGUUGCAUUCUAGAUCCGUACGAGUACGAGAUUGUACCUUUUGCUCUUUUGGUCAGAGGAUUCUAGUCAGCGGCCGAGCUCUGAACCGUGUCUGGCGUAUCGGUCGUGUUGCACCCGAACAUCGACUUUGUUAUCAGAGUAGUGCUGCCUGGGUUUCUUUGCGGACUCUAACACGUCAAUGUUUGAUGUUAUUCCACGCAGAUUCAACAAUGAGACUGAAUCAGAUAAAGGUUCAGAAGCUAGUUUAGCUUUUCACAAGUCGUUCAGCCUUGAAAGGACAACGAGUUCAGUGAAGAAAAGUUGGGAGAGGAGCUCCAACGGUCUGAAGAGCUUGGGCCGUAGCUUGAAAUCAGGUGUCUCCAGGGUUUUCGCGGAGGACUAUCACAAUGAUCCCCUUAAAAAGUUGGUGCUGGACCCACGGAACGACUUCGUUCAAAAGUGGAAUAGGUUCUUCGUGGUUUCGUGCUUGGUGGCUGUUUUUGUGGACCCCCUCUUCUUUUAUCUCCCCGUUAUUGUCGACAAUGACAUAUGCAUUCGGAUUGAAUGGAAGCUAGCCAUCGCUGUCACAGUGCUCCGAACAACGACAGACACCUUGUAUCUGCUUCACAUGGCUCUUCAAUUUCGGACAGCUUACAUUGCACCAUCUUCACGGGUAUUUGGUCGUGGUGAGCUUGUAACCGAUCCUCAACAAAUUGCGCGAAGAUAUCUGAAGAAGGACUUUUGGUUGGAUUUGGUUGCUGUACUACCUCUUCCACAGGUCGUGAUUUGGGUGUUCAUACCAUUGUUGAAGGGAACAACAGCGGCGAAUACGAAGAAUGCGCUGCGGUUUAUUGUCUUCAUCCAGUACCUUCCUAGAUUGUUCAGAAUAUUUCCCUUGACCUCCCAGAUGGUAAAGACUACGGGAAUUGUCAUGGAGACAGCCUGGGCUGGUGCUGCAUACAACCUGCUGCUUUACAUGUUAGCAAGUCAUGUUGUUGGAGCUUGCUGGUACCUCCUAGCAAUAGAAAGGCAGGAUACUUGCUGGCGGGAUGCGUGCCCUCUUGACACAAAUUGUGUUCUAAGUUACUUCGACUGCGGAAGUAGAAGCAACGGCUUGAGUGCCGCUCGGAGCGCUUGGAGGAGCACAACAAAUGUUACUCAAUUGUGUACUUCAGCAACUGAAAAUGGUCCUUUCAAUUAUGGACUUUUCAAUUUAGCUCUGAGUAACAAGAUCACGUCGAGUGUCAAGUUUGUAGACAAGUAUUUCUACUGUUUAUGGUUCGGCUUACUAAAUUUGAGUUCAUUGGGUCAGACCCUCGCCGUAAGCACUUAUGUUUGGGAGAUUAUUUUUGCCAUUGCCAUUAUCAUCGCGGGAUUACUUCUCUUCGCACUUCUCAUCGGCAAUAUGCAGACAUAUUUACAAAGUCUUACAGUAAGACUCGAGGAGAUGAGGGUAAAGAGACGAGACACAGAGCAAUGGAUGCGGCAUCGUCAGCUCCCUGCAGAGUUGAAAGAUCGUGUGCGUCGUUAUGACCAAUAUAAGUGGGUGGCCACUAGGGGUGUGGAUGAAGGUCUGCUCCUCCAGAGCUUACCCUUGGACCUGCGAAGAGACAUCAAAAGACAUCUUUGUCUGGACUACGUGCGGAGGGUGCCUUUGUUCGAUCAAAUGGACGACCGACUAUUGGAUGCCAUCUGUGAACGGCUGAAACCUGCUCUAAACACAGAGCAAACUUACAUAGUGCGUGAGGGUGACCCGGUUAAUGAAAUGCUUUUCAUCAUCCGUGGUCAUCUGGAGAGUGUGACUACAAAUGGUGGUCGUACUGGAUUUUUCAACUUCGGUGCAUUGAAACCUGGAGACUUCUGUGGAGAAGAGCUUCUUACUUGGGCGUUGGACCCACGGCCCAGCAAAACGCUUCCGUCUUCAACCCGUACGGUGAAAGCCUUGGUAGAGGUGGAGGCUUUUGCUCUUCAAGCAGAAGAUUUGAAGUUCGUAGCAAGUCAGUUCCGGCGCUUGCACAGCAAACAGCUCCAGCAUACUUUCCGGUACUACUCGCACCAGUGGCGUACGUGGGCUGCAUGCUUCAUCCAAGCCAGGUGGAGGCGCUAUCAAAGAAGGAAGUUGUUAGAAAUACGAAGGCAGCAAGACGAGUACAGCUUGCAAGAAGCCAUGUCAGUGCAAGAUCGCAGUGGAUCGAUGUCUCCUAGUCUAGCAGCCACUUUCUACGCAUCACGUUUUGCUGCAAAUGCCAUGCGAGGGGUGCAGAGGAUGAGGAGCAUGCAUGCUGCGGAGAUGUCAACGCAUAUACCGGACAUUCCGAAACCUUCUGAGCCGGACUUCACCGUGGAAGACGAUUAGGAUAGCGUAGUGUAGUGAUGUCACGCCGUCGCAGGAGUGACGGUCGACAGUAAUGCAGAAUCCUUUUUUUUAACUUCGUGUACAGAUAUCGAGGCCUGGUACUUGGAAAGAGGGCUGACGGGGUGGGGGAGCAUUCGUAUCUGGUGUUUUCAACGCCCUAUUGCAAGGCCGACUCGUGUUAGCCCUGCCAGUGUAUCGGGCUGUUAUAUUCCUGCAGGAUUGCCUUGCAUCCUGUGCCCGUUGCCCACCUGUGUAGAUCGUUUUAUGGUGGCCAAUGUGGUCCACCUAUCUGUCAAACACGUGCCAAGUUUGUUCUAUACUGUCCACUCUCUUCCGACUUGCCUUGAUGUCAGAUGUCUCUCGCUGUCCAAGACGAUGAUGCCUUUAGGAGGUGAUACACGCUGUGGUGGCAAUUUUCGUGAGAUUUGGGAUCAUCGAGGCAAGAUGUUCGAACUUCACAUUGCGUGACCAAGACUACUUCCGAGUAGGCUGCUGCAUCUUGCAGUAAUUUAUGUAUCAUUACGCCCUCUCCAGCUAUGUAACGUGUUUGAGGAAUUCUGAGGGAUUACCGAAUUGACCAACAAGAAAAGGCUUUCUCUCUUGGCGAUGUACUAGUAGUUAUACACUAGUUUGUUGAUAGGUGUAUAUGUUGAUCAUGUGUGGCUGCUCUCUCUUUAGGAUCACAGAUUCGAACGUCCAUAAACACAUUUUUUUCCCUUGGUAUGGCGGAGAACUCAAUCUUGUUGGACUUCUCGCCUGGAACCGAUGCGCAUCUGCUAUCCAGUCCCUGCACUGCAAGCGGAUCGCGUGAAUCAUGGCAUUUUCUGUUCAAUCUCAAAUUAUAAAUAAUAUUCUCACUUGGGAGCUGCACAAAAAAGUUCCACGUC